AUUCAAGUUGGCUUCUGCCUCGUUUAACGCCCCUGUUGUCAUCAGUCGUUAAAACUGCGUUGACUGAUAUAAUUAAAGCCUUCUUUUUGCCGAAAACAAAACGCUCGCUCUCUCUCUCACAACCUCGACGUCCCCACAAAAAUCUCGCCUGGAAAUUUUCGCCGGCGGUCGCGCUUCUCGAUCAGGUCCGGCCAACCUGUAUAAUCGCUGCCUCUGCUGUGGAGUGGUUCGGAAGAUUGGAAAAAGAAGCUGGGGUUUAUGAAGCUCAACUUUGUGCUUAAUGUGUUAUUUUUGCGUGUUUGCUUGAUUCUGUAAGUUAAAGAUGAAGAGAUUGAGAUCUAGUGAUGAUCUUAAUUCUAUUGGAGAGAAGAGUGUGUGCAAAGACUCCGAUUCCAAUAGAUCAUCGUCGCAUCGGAGUUAUUACUACAAAUCUGAGAACGGACGGAAGGGAUUGUCGUCUUCGUAUUCAUCUCGGUAUGAUAGGUCCGUGGAUGAAGAGAGAGAGAGUUUGAGGUCAGUACGGAAGCGAUCAGACUAUAACUCAGAGAGUUUUGAUAGGAGGAAGGGGUUUGAUAGGUAUUGGGAGUGUGGGGAGAGAGGAGGGAGUGUGGUGUCAUCGCCACGUAGUGGGUAUAAUGUGGAUCGGAUACACCGGUCUGAGAGCUUCUGUGGUUCGAGGAGGGAGUUCCCAAAGGGGUUUAGAUCAGAGAGGGAUCGGUCGCGGCGAGAAGGGAGUGUCUCUUCAUGGAGGAGGUUUGGCGGAAGCAAAGAUUAUGAUGAUGGUGGUAGGAGCGGUAGUGAUUCGGUUAGGGGGACUAGGGGUGGUUUAGAGGAUAGAGGAAGUGCAAGGUCACCACGGGGAUUGAGAGAAACAAAAUCACCAGCUUUGUCGAAGGACUCGGGUAGUGAGCAGUCAAAGAGUAUUGAAGUGAAGAAGAAUGAAGAAUUGCAGGUUGAGAGCGCUGGCGGCAGUGAAAUGGAAGAAGGGGAGCUGGAACCUGAACCAGAACAUGUAUCUGAACUUGAACCUCAAAAUGAAACCAAAGCUCAUCCUGGUUUGGAUCCUGAUUGUGAAGAGGUUCGGACUCGAGAAGUAGUUGAAGAGAUGGUUCUUGAGGAUCAAGGAAAAUCUUCAUCUGAAGAAGAGAAAAUGCCUGAUAAAGAGAGUGGUUCGGAGUGGAAACAGGAAGUUGGACGGUGGGGAACAGAACAUAGCAAAGAGACUGAUUGUGAGGGAAAGAUGGAAGCUGAACCACAAGAUCCAGCAGAAGAUGUGGUGCAGGAAAUUAAUGAAUUGCCAGAUUGUCAUAAUAAUUUGACUGAUGGAAUGGGAAGCAGUAGGGAUGAGUUUAGAUCUUGCGAUGAAGGUGGUGGAAAAGAUGAAUGCUUCAGGGAUGGUAGCAUCUGCAAGGAAGAUGUGAAGGAGGACAUAACAGUUGAUGAAUCACUGCCUUCAGUGAAGGAAAGUAAGGAAGACAAGGGAAUACACCUUGAAGUUGAUGCAGAGAAUGCGAAUUUGCAAGAACCAGGUAUGGAGGUUGCCCAGGAAAAUGGGGUACCUGGAGUAACCUUGAACCUCAUUAUGGAUGAGUUCACACAGAACUCCAAGGAGAAAGGCAAAAAUGUGGCUUCCGAUAUACAUGAUAUAACAGGGGGUGAAGUAUAUGUAGAAAGAGGAUCAAGCAAUCUUGUAAUUUGCAGUGACAGUGAUAUGGAGGGGCCAAGGAGUAGGGGCUUUGAGUUGUUCUCUGGCCCCAUGGUUAAAAAACAGGAGAGAAUGGACCAAUCAGACAUUAAUAAGCUUAAGGAUGAAAAAUUAAUGCUGGAGCCUCUGGAUCUUUCUCUCAGUUUACCUAAUGUUUUACUGCCCAUUUCUUCCACCAAUUUAAUCCCAGCUCCUGGUUCCCCUAGUCGUGCAAGGAGUGUUCAGUCCUUAAGUAACACUUUUCGCACAAAUUCUGAUGGAUUCACUGCAUCAGUGUCAUUUUCAGGUUCUCAGCCAUUUGCUCACAACCCAAGUUGCUCUCUGACACAGAAUUCACUCGAUAACUAUGAGCAAUCAGUUGGCAGUCGUCCUAUCUUUCAAGGAGUGGAUCAAGUUUCCCAUGGAACUUGGCAAGGACAAUCUUCAAAUGAUCCUAAGCACAAAGAUGUUCCCUUGUAUCAAAAAAAUUUAUUGAAUGAAAGUGGCUCUCUACAUCAAUUGCACAUGUCGCAAGUUAUUUUAAAUGGUGAAGUUGUGCAAGACCAACAUUUGAGAGUUUCAGAGAGAAGCACUAAAACCCCCAUAGGAUUGGAUCGGCAGUUGAGUUUUCAUAAACAGCUGUCAGGAGCACAGACAAGGCAUUUCAGUGAUGUUAGAUCACCUUCACAGAGUGUUGGUUCCCGCGAAACUGUUUCAGAAUAUAGUAAAGACAAGAGGCAGUUAAUGAGAGAUAAAAAUGGUAGUAUUUUAUAUAGGACUAGUAGCCAGAAUGAAAAUGAACAAGUGGGGAUAGGUGGAGCUGAUUUUGUUCAGACGAUGAUUGCGAUGAUAAUUUCUGAACCAUUCUAUGUUGUGGCUAGGAGGUUUCAGGAAAUGGCCGAGCGAUCCAUUGCAUGUCUGAAGGGGGGCAUUUUUGAGAUUAUGGUGAAUGCAGCUAAACAUGGGCAACCUUGUCCAUUUCAGAAAGCACUGCAGAAAGGGUCUGAUGUUACCUUGGAGAUGCUACUAAAGUGCCAUAGGGCUCAAUUGGAGAUCAUGGUGGCUAUGAGAACUGGUAUACAUGAUUUUCUUCAACAAAGUAAUAGUAUUUCUGCAUCUGAUUUGGCUGAGAUCUAUCUGAACUCAAGAUGCAGAAAUCUUGGCUGUCGGCAGCUUCUGCCUGUGGAAGAAUGUGAUUGCAAGGUUUGUUCACAGAAGAAUGGUUUCUGUAGUUCCUGCAUGUGUCUUAUGUGUUCAAAGUUUGACAAUGCAUCUAAUACCUGUGGUUGGGUUGGGUGUGAUGUUUGCCUUCAUUGGUGCCAUACGGAUUGUGGAUUACGAGAAAAUCUGAUUAGAAAUGGACGUAGUUCGACAGGGGCUCAUGGGAUUGCUGAAAUGCAGUUCCAUUGUGUUGCAUGUGGCCAUCCUUCAGAGAUGUAUGGUUUUGUGAAGGCGGUUUUUCAAAAUUUUGCAAAAAUGUGGCAAGCAGAAACUCUUUCCAAAGAGCUCGAGUAUGUUAGAAGAAUAUUUCGUGCCAGCAAGGAUGUGAAAGGGAAACAACUGCGUGAUAUUGCUGAUCAGAUGUUGGAAAAAUUAGCUAAGGGGUCUGACCUUCCAGAGGUUUAUAAUCCUAUUUUGCAUUUCCUUACUGAAAAUUGUUCUUCUGAGUUGGGCAAUUCUCCCAUUCUAUCUGGAAAGGAACAAGGUGAAGGAAGCAACAGGAUUACUGGAUGGGGACAGGAGACUAUAGGGCCUGAUUCUGUCUAUUCAGAAAAGGCUUCUCAGUUGGAAAGAGUAGCCAGAAUUCCACAGUUUGAUUGUGACAGGAAUGAUAAGCAGAGUGUGAAUCCAGAGUUACAGAAUGGUUCUCUAAAGGAACCCGUUUUUGAUGAAUUGGAAAGCAUUGUCAGAAUUAAACAAGCAGAGGCUAAAAUGUUUCAAGCUCGUUCUGAUGAUGCAAGAAGGGAAGCUGAAGGUCUAAAAUGCAUUUCUAUCGCAAAGAAUGAAAAAAUUGAAGAAGAGUUUACAAGUCGAAUAAAAAAACUGCGUUUGGUUGAGGCUGAGGAAAUGCGUAGACAAAAACUUGAACAACUCCAGACUCUUGAAAGAGCUCAUCGGGAGUACUCCAAUAUGAAGAUGAGGAUGGAAGCGGAUAUUAAAGAUCUGCUGUUGAAAAUGGAAGCUACAAAACAGAACCUUUCCCUUUGAUCAACUGACAGUUCUUUUUGGAACCGUCACCAUCCCAGGUAAUUUUUCCAUUUCAGCGAUGAGAAUUUUAUGCUGUGUUGUAACUUUAGGAUUUCCAUUUGCCUUUUGUCUUUGAUUUCUAGGUGUAUCUUCCAAUUUAGUGUUGUCCUUUUCGCACUGCUAACUAGAAUUUGUACAGAAAAUACUCCCUCUAUGUUACAAAUGGUUCCAGUGAAUAUAUGGAAGCGAUCUAAUACAGAAGUAAUAGAUUCAGUUUUUAUUA
Molecule: messenger RNA, 4154 nt
Organism: Malania oleifera
Lineage: Eukaryota; Viridiplantae; Streptophyta; Magnoliopsida; Santalales; Ximeniaceae
Product: protein OBERON 4
Exons: 3
Coding region: 323-3892 (1189 amino acids)
Cellular component (GO): nucleus
Source: RefSeq, a predicted model, not a curated record